Molecule: messenger RNA, 4528 nt
Organism: Schistosoma bovis
Lineage: Eukaryota; Metazoa; Platyhelminthes; Trematoda; Strigeidida; Schistosomatidae
Source: the annotation of a GenBank genome assembly
AGAGUUAAAUCAAGGCAUUUGCUCACAUGAUUAUAUGUUGGCUUUCUUCUAAUUUUUUUAUGUUUUAUUACUUAUAGUGCUCUAGAAUCAUGUCUUCACUUACUAUACAAAGCAGGCUACCGAACUUCUCCAACUCUUUCUCGAAGAGAAAAGGGCAUUUUUGAUUCCCUCUUUGCUCGAUACAUAGCGUAUGUAAAUCCGGCUCAUAGACUCUCUCCUAAACUUUCUUUGGGACCUCAUUUCGAAGCUGAUGCUAUGGCAGGUUUAGCUCUGAAUGUUGACCAACCGAGCUCUGUGUCCAAAAGAAUCUAUUUGGAUUGGUUGCAAGAAAAAAGAACCCAUUUAAGUUUGAAUGGCUCGUGUAAGAGCAUUGCUCGUCGAACCGACCACAAAUGGGAGGAUCGUUUAGUUUUAGAUGGGUUCUCAAAGUUUGUCGAAUUUCUAGCGUCUGGUGUAGACAUUCAUCACCGAUGUGUUGCACGACAUGUGUAUUGGUCAAAUCACACGGACUUUGGUAAAUCUAAUGAAGAAAUUAAUAUCCAAUUAAUUCAUGACAGUGCUGCCUCAUGGUCUACUAAAACUCUUAUGGAUUUUAUUGAGUCUUCUAAUCUAGUAUGUGUUGAUGUGGCACAGUACUCAGGGGAAUCGUCUACGUUGGUUUUCAACAGACAAUCUUCUAAGCGUUAUUUUGCACGCUUCUGCAUCAUAACAGUCCCUGUUGGUGUACUCAAAGGCCUUGAUCGUCGUAGUGCCAUCCAUUUUCAUCCAUGUUUGCCUUCAAGGAAAAGACUUGCAAUAGAUCGUCUUGGUAUUCCAAAGUUGGGAGCAGAAACUCAUAAUAAGAGAGGAAUCUUGUAUUAUGUAGAGCGACAUUCAGGCUGGAUUAAAAGUCACUAGUCACCACUAAAUUUACACUUUAAAAUCAAAAUUGCCUGGUGAUUUCCCUUCUGAAAUUGCAACAUUUUAUAUCGUCUUAUUAAUGAUCUAAAUGUAAAGUGUACAAUUUAAUGCAUUUAAUCUGAAAAGUAUACAGUGAUAGUAAAGUCUAUCACUGCUAUCAUUAUGAGUUCCAAAUUUUAUAUCUCAUAUAUGUAAUAUUGAGUAAUGUAAAAGUGUGUGGUUAUCAUUAGUGGAUAAAAACACUGUUAAAGUUUCUUGAAACAUUUGUUCAGUUUCACAGGAAUUUCUCUACCUUGAACGUUUGAUAUUCAUGUGCUCAUUCAAUGUAAAAUAACUUACAUCAUGAUGCAAGUUUUCUGCUAUAAAAUAUGUACAACUUUAAUAAAAAUCUACGUUUAAAAAUUCUCAAGUAAACCGGACCGAAAUAAGAAAACAGUAACACAAAAUUUUCAGCUACCAUUCAGGUAGUGAUUGUAUACUUGAAAAGAUGUAUAAAUUUAUUGCAUGGCUUUGUGCGGUCAUUAAGUAGUUCUAACAUAAUUUUUACAUUUUAAAAUAAUUUCACUUAUUACUUUUUUGAAAAAAAUCCAGCAGAAGGUAUGAAAUUCAAGACUAGGUUUUUUUUAUAAUUAUGGUAAGUUACUUGUAUUCUAAAAACAUUAUUAGGGUAACUGACAAAGCUGAUAUUGAUAGAUAUUAGACUAUCCGUUCAAAAGAAAGGGUUUUUGAAAUUUUCGAAUAAUGUUAAUUAAAUGACCUCAUAACUAAAAAUUACCAUAUCAAACCCUCAUAUGGUAACCUUUUUGUUCAACUGAAAGAAAGUGAUUAUAAUAUAGGUGUGUUAACGGGAUGUAAAUUCGAUUGAAGGAUGUUUCUUACAGGAUUGUGUUGGGGCGCUCUGACUGGCUAUUUCAUAACCAAUCAGCGCUAGUGGAUACUUGGAAAAGACAAUAGGAUCUUUUCAUGUAACAACUACAAAUAUACUAACGUUUUUAUUAUUGUGAUUCUGUGAUACUUAGAAGCAUUUGGAUUAUCAUAUGAUCUAGGAAUCCCCGAAAUAGCACAAUUCAUGUUAGGUAGAACUAGGUGAGCACAAACGAACGUAUUGUAUUUGGAAUUCAAAGUCAGGCACACAUCAAGUACAAAAGAAUUAUUAGUUCAUACAAACACCACAGAUUCCUACUUCCAUGCAACCUUGUUAUUUGGAAUGUAAUUACGUUCCUGUUCAACCGUGUUCUGACUUGAGGACUUGUCGAGUAAGUGGGUGUCCAAGAAUACUGGACAAUAAGAAUAGCUGAGUCGUAAUAAGAGAUUAUAACAAAAUGCCUUCGAAAUAUUCUAGAUAUAGUUUGGAUUAUACCUUCAGUUUUCAUUAAAAUCACCAAGCAUGAUAUUUUCUAUAAUCUUUCCUUAUAUUUUUGACUUAUUGUAUGUAGAUAUAAUAGAUUAUUUCUUACGUGGUUGUUGUUUAAUGAAACUUGUAUAAUUUCUGUGUUAGAAAGCCAUUUGACAAUGAAUUGUAGUCUUCAUGUGUUUGCUUUAAUGAAUGAGGGUAUUGUUAACAUACUUUAUGAUAACUAAUAGGUAUCGCGCUUUUUUCCUUUUAGGUUAUUUUAAUGUUUAACCCAUCAGAAAUUUUUUGGGAUCGUGACACGCCUCAUAUUACGUGUCCCGGCGCUUACCUUCAUAUACUUAAUUGUGACUUUUAUGGAAAUCCAGGUGUUCUGGUUGCUCACGUAUGGGGUGGUUCAAAGCUCAGGAUCACUGGUCGAUCUGAUCAAGCUGUCGUCAAAACUUUACUAGAUUUAUUAGGUGGUAUGUACCCUUCUCAGUGUCCAUUGCCUGAACCUAUAUACACUCACGUUACUCGAUGGUCAGAAGACCCGUUUAGUUUGGGUGCUUACACUGCUGGUGAGGUUGGCUGCAGUGAUGCUGAUCGACAAGCUUAUGCAAGUAGCCUGCCUUCCACAGUUUGUCCGAAGUUGCUUUUUGCAGGUGAAGGUACCGUUGACAGUUCUGGUGGUCAACAAUGUACUCAUGGUGCUUUCUCAUCAGGCGUUGAUCGUGCUUUAGAUGUUUUAGAUCAUAUUCAAGGUAGCCGUUGCCGUUUACGUGAUGUGCGCAUCAUUGAUUAUCUCACUGGACAUCGUUAUGACCUAUUCCCUCCUCAUGAGAUGGUACGAAGAACAAAAAAGCGGAAAAUAGCAAACUUGACUGUAGACUGUAAAAAACCUAAUGCUAAUUCGGCUGGUAAACAAGAGUCAUCGUUGGCUAAAUGUAUCCGAUCUAGCCAGGAACUGGUAAGCACAGAGUCAUCAGAUAGCCAGUGUUCUGAAGGUGAUUCAAGUCCAUCUAUUUUGGAUUUUGAAUCUAUUGAAUCCUGUAUAUUGUUUCCUAAGCCAACACGGCGUUCAACUCGCCUUACUACAUGGAUUUCCUCUCAAGCAUCUUCGUCUCUUCGAAGAGAGUCCAUUUUAAUGUACCACAAAAAAAGACACUCCGGGAGUUUUAAUGCUCUAAAUAACUACAGUAAGCGUUGUAGUCAAGUUAUGUCAACUGAUAGUCGUGCUAUUUCAAAAAUUAUUGAUGGAAAGCAUCCAUUUUCUUGCUUCACAGGAGACCACAAUUCUAAUCUGCUCUCGAAAUCUGUAUCGGAUUCGCUACCGUCAUCUGUUAGUCCAACUCUACUCACAAAGACUUGUCUUUCAAGUAUACAUACUUCAUCCCCCCUUUCUGAUACGGCUGGCUGUAUACUAAUAGAUUGUAAUGAAAAUUUGAAAAACUUUUCUCUUCCUAUAAACUCUGUAUCCCAAUCUACCGAAAGCGAUUUAGAACCUGAUAUAAAAGGUUUGUUAUUUUCAGAUGGUUUAUUAAACAAUAAUAACGAUUGUAACAUAGAUUCUACACUGCAUUCAAAUAUGUCUCUUAAUAACCGUUCCAACGAAAAAAUCAUCGAUCAUAUCAAGCCAACUAACUAUGAACCUGUUUUUGGUGCUCUUCCAUUCACAGGAGCUUGUAAUAACUCAGGACUUCAAACUAAAUCUUUCUCUUUUAAAGAGGCUUUAAUUAUAAAAGAUGUACCAAUUUCCAUGUAAAAAGCAAACUGUGUUACUUAUUCAACUUUUAGUUUUAUCUUUCUUUUUCAUCAUUGCAUUUCCUCCUCUUUAUGUUCUCAUGUUUUGUAAUUAAUUAUAGUGACUUAUAUAGUUUGCUAAUUUCCCAAGUUUCUUUGUGAUUUAUUUUAAAAGUUGUUUUCCUACUGUGAUUAAAUCUACUUGUGCUGCUUUUGGUUGCUUAUAUACUUUGUCUAAAAAAUACUCAUAAUAUCUCUUUUCAUUAGUAAUAUGUGUUCUUCAAAUAAUGUAUCAUAAUAUUUAGUGAUAAUUCAUAUUCACAAUAUAGUAUUGUAGCCUCUUAUAUAUAUAUAAUCAUUGUCUUCAAUGGUUUGACUCUACCUUGCCUUCUGUCCUUGUUCUUUGCUGUCAAAUAAACUAAUUUAGUAUUAUUGCAGUCAACUAUCUUGUUAAUAUGUUAUAUAUUUAUUAAUCUUUUCUAAGCAUUUUCUGUUGUCAAAACUAUUUGUAUAUAUUUUUAAAAGGUGUUUACUCUGGUUAAUUACAUAAUUCGU